Molecule: messenger RNA, 2731 nt
Organism: Planococcus citri (citrus mealybug)
Lineage: Eukaryota; Metazoa; Arthropoda; Insecta; Hemiptera; Pseudococcidae
Product: UV-stimulated scaffold protein A-like
Exons: 13
Coding region: 204-2141 (645 amino acids)
Biological process (GO): transcription-coupled nucleotide-excision repair; response to UV
Cellular component (GO): chromosome
Molecular function (GO): RNA polymerase II complex binding
Source: RefSeq, a predicted model, not a curated record
CAAACAAAAACAGUUUCAUUCUAGUGUUAUCAUUUUUUUUUCAAAAUUUUUUAUUUUCAGAAUAUUCAGAAUAAGUGUUGUAAAAAUUUCAAAAGUACAGGCCGACGGAAUAAAAGUACAGCAGAGCUGUAAUGUAGUCGAUCUUCCAUCAUAUCCAAUGUAUUAAACUUCAGCUUAGGUAAUUUUUCUGAUGAAAAUCGACGAUGAAAAAAAUCACCCCCAGACCAUUAAAGGAAGGUGUAUGCCAACAAAUGGCAGAUCUUAUUCAUCAAAUUACCAAUAAACAGUACAAAUUAAUAAAAGAAGAUACCGUGAAAGAGCUGCAGAAUUUAUGCAAUGGAAAUGAUGACUACAUCAGAAGAGUGUAUACCUUGCUGCAAGAUAAUUUAAAGAAACGACAUUCCGAAAUACGUUACAAUACUUUUUACAUUAUGAAUAUAUUUUUCAAAAAUUAUCACAGUUUCCGGUUGCUAACUGUAGAAGAUCUAAAAAUUAUAUUGGACUUGACAGCUGAAAUAAAUUACGAGUCGCGUCUACCUCCUCCUAAGAAUGCUGCCGAUGAAUUGAAGAAGCUGACUUUGAAAUCUAUCAAAGAAUGGGUUCAAAUGUUUGGCACGAAGUAUAAAAAACUCAAUUUAUGUUACGAUUUUUUGAAACUUAAGAAAAAGGUGGAUUUCGAAAAAUUGGAAAUGGAAGAUCAAGCUUUGAGAAAACGUAAAGAAGAAGAGCAAAGAAGAAAACGAAUGCUCAAUGAAGAAAGGCUCAAGGUACUGAGAAGUACCAUAAAUGAAACUGUACCUGAAAUAAACGACGUGAAAGAAAGCAUAACAUCUUGUUUAAAAUUACUCAUUCCUACUCCAGAACAUUUUUUCAUUAAUGAAGAAGCCGACGAUGUUGUAAAUAAUGUAACGUUGCCUGCAGAGAUAUCAAAAACUCCUGCGAAUGAUGCUGAAGAUUUAGUUACUCAAGAAGUAGAUGAAAAUCAGGCUGUUUAUCGUGAAAGUGGUAUGGUUAGAGGCACUUUCUCGAUAAAUAUCAGUUUACCCAAAGAACAAAAAAAAAUAUCAAUCAAAGAAACCGAAGAAAACGCCAUCAUAAUCGAAAAUGCCAAAGAUCAUUAUAAAUUAUUAAAAAAUAAAUACCUAAACACGGUUAAAAAUUGGAUAAAAAAUUUAACAACAUUAGCAACUGGCACUUCGGAAUUGAAGAGCAUAAUUGAUCUGAAAACUGAUAUCGAGCACCUGAUAAAAAAAUACGAAAAUUUGGUAUUUGAAAAAGAACAUCCUAUCGAUGAUGGCGAUAGUGAUUCCGAAAUGAUAGAAGUUACUGCUGAAUUGCCAUCAGCUGAUGAAACGAUCAUUGCUAAUUUAAAGGAAAUUGAAUGUAUUCCAUCUACUUCCGGUUUGAAUUUGUCUGCUCAAUCAACAUCGCGUGAAACCGAUCAACGAGAGAGUACAUCAGAAGAAAACGAAAGGAAGAAAAAAUUACUACAGAUUGCUCCGAAGGUACCCUUCGAUGUAGAUUUAUAUCACUGGGAAGAGGAAAAUCUAUCCGCUCCUGUGUUAUUACCAGUAACUGCCGAAGGACGUCAUUUUUGGUCCGCUACUGUUAUGGACGAUACCGAUGGUUGUAUUCCAGAUCCUGAAGGAGUCGCUGGAUUACGUACCAGAGUGAUCGAAUUCAGCGGUAAAUUUGAACCUGUUAAGUGGAGUUGCAGGUUUCCUUUACCAAAUGGCAAACUAUGUCCUAGAAAAGACAGACACAAGUGUCCUUUUCAUGGUCUUAUUGUUGCUCGAGACGAAACAGGCAAAUGUAUAAACGCCGAAGAUGAGAAGAAACAGAAAGAAAGAUUAGAAAAUGCAAAUUACAGUGAUGCCCAAAACCCGGAAUUAUUGGCUGAAAUACAACAAGCAACUGGUAUCGAUUUAAAAUUACCAGAUCGUAAAAAACGAAAGAAACCAGAUGACGGUGGUUUGACUGAUAUCAAAAAGAAAGAAAAUACAGUUUAUAAAAGAUUGGAGAAGAAAAUUUUCAACCGAUCUAGUGUGAAGAAAGUAGCUCGUACCUUAGAUAAUCUGGAUAGAAGAAGAUUUCGUGAUAAAUUUGGGGAUCAGUUUCAGUACGUCCAUGACACAACGUGACCCCAAAUAUGAUAAAACAUUUCAAUUUAUUUGCUAAUUUUUUGUUAUCGAUAUUUGAAUUCAUUUUGUUAAAAAAUUGUACAAUAUGUUCGUACGUUGGUAGAAUGGUUUAAUAUUGAAACGAUCACUGAUCAGUUUCGAAAACCAUGGGAAAACUAUUGGGUAGCAGAGUAUUAAUUCGAGCAUAUUUUUGAAGAACAAUCAAAUUCGCAACCUUACUUGAGACCUGAAAUUCAAGUAGGUAGUUCAACGAAUAUAAAGUCUCAUGUAGCAUUACUGGAAAAUUUGAAGUGAAAUUUUGAAAUUGUAUUCGUAAUUCGAAAAUGAAAUAUUCAAUUCCAACCUUCGAAAAUUUUUCUUUUUCCCAUGAGAUUUUUUCUUAGAACUGAAAAAAUUAACGCAAAGCAAAAAACAUUCUCUGCCUGCUAAUCAAGCAAUCAAUCUUCAAUUAAUCAAUUUACAUCAACUCAAAUGAAUUUCUGAACUCCGAAGACGUUUCAAAUUUUAUUCAUUUGGGGCGAAUUUUACCCCAUUUAGAAUUAAUAUAUAUGUAACUGUAUAAAAAUAAAUGAAUAAAUAAAUAAAUAACU